AUGAAUAUCUUCCGGUUCCUUAGUGAUUUGUCCCAUCUUUUGAGUAUAUUCAUUUUACUCCAUCGAAUCCAAACUUCCAGAUCCAUCGCCGGUAUCUCGUUUAAGACACAGGUGUUGUAUGCCGUGGUAUUCGCCACCAGAUACUUGGAUGUUUUUUACAGCUAUGUGUCGCUAUACAAUACCUUAAUGAAGAUCUUCUUCAUGGGGUCGUCAUUAUUCAUCGUUUACAUCAUGGUGUACAAGUUCAAUGUUUUGAACAAUCAGCAACCUAGAAAUGAUGAUUUCAAAGUGGAAUAUCUUGUUGGUGGAGCGGCCGUUAUGUCAUUGCUCUUCACAUACUCUUAUCACCCAACAGAAGUUCUUUGGAGUUUCAGUUUGUGGUUGGAAAGUGUGGCAAUCUUCCCUCAAUUGUUCAUGUUGCAGAAAACCGGUGAAGCAGAAUCAUUAACCGCCCAUUAUAUCUUUACCCUUGGGUUUUAUAGAGCAUUGUGUAUUCCAAAUUGGAUCGUGAGAUACCAUUUUGAAGGAAAAAUUGACAAAAUUGCGUUGGCCGCCGGUAUUGUCCAGACUUUAGUGUAUUCUGAUUUCUUUUACAUUUAUUAUCAAAAGGUUAUCAAGGCCUUGAAGGUAGAAUUGCCAGUUUAA
Saccharomycopsis crataegensis is the source of this 645-nucleotide messenger RNA. RefSeq names its product Erd2p (gene ERD2). Gene Ontology annotation, cellular component: endoplasmic reticulum; membrane; cis-Golgi network. Gene Ontology annotation, biological process: endoplasmic reticulum to Golgi vesicle-mediated transport; protein retention in ER lumen. Gene Ontology annotation, molecular function: ER lumen protein retrieval receptor activity. NCBI's taxonomy places the organism in Eukaryota, Fungi, Ascomycota, Saccharomycetes, Ascoideales, Saccharomycopsidaceae. The transcript has a single exon. The record is from RefSeq and is a predicted model, not a curated record. The coding region runs from base 1 to 645 and encodes 214 amino acids.